AUGACACCUAAAUCUUCAUAUGGUGAUUUUUGUGUUAACGAAACGUCAAUGACGGCAAAGGAACCAAUUACUUUAGCCCAUAGCACAUGCCCACGGGAUACACAGAUUACUGUUCCUGUUCGUCAACUCAAACGUGUGCGUGAAAAGAUAGAAAUGUAUGGCACUGAAGGACGUUUUAUCGAUGCACGCAAUAUUUCAAAUUACAAGGCGUGGAAAGAGUGGCCUUUGGCGAAAGUUGACAAACUGUUCAAAAAAUAUAUUCCUACUUUUGAGAAGUUUGUGGCACACAGAUUGGACUUUUUGUUUCUCUCAAUGGCACUAAAGAGAAGAAUCACAAGAAAUGAGCAGGUUUUUAAGCUUCUGCAAGGGAGGAUGACAGGUGCUCAACAAACUGCAGCUAGAUGUAAGAGUGCAUUUAUUCACUUCAAGAACAAGCAAACGGGAGAAACGCAAUAUAUUGCCUAUCUUAAUGCAUCUCGGGAUAUGAACUGGAGCACAGCAAGAUACCAUGGAGUUAAAGGCUGGACUUACAAUGUCUAUAGAGGAUAUACUACAAAGUUUUAUUUAAGAGCGCAAUAUAAGGUGGCGAUGUUCACGGGCAUUCUUUGUCCACCUUGCUCUGUGCGUAACUCACAUUGCCAUGGGUGUGGAGCUGUGGAUACAUUUCAUUACAUAGAAGAAGGAAAGGAAGAAUUUGAUAUCUUUCAACCUCUUACAGAUGUACAGAAGUACAGAGUGCAGGAAACACUGAAAGUUGAAGCACUUAUUAAUGGAAGAAAACAUGAUGUCACUAAGAAACUAUAUGAUCCAUCUCCCAACAAUGUUCCAAGUAAAGUUAGAGAACAAGUUGUUCCAAGUAAAGUUAGAGAACAAGAAUAUAUGAAUGGCUGUAAGACAAUGAGGCAGCUGGAUGAUGCAUUGCUCUCCACCCUUAAAGACACAAGCAGUCUCCGAGACAAGGCACGUUUCAACACAGAGUCAUCAGUUCAUGCUGCAGCAUGGUUACAGGUUGUUUCCAUCGUUAAAAACAUCACGCAGCCAUCGUCUGUUGUUAAAUCUGCCAUUUCUGCUGGAGCAGCUGCAAUGGCUGGUGAAGAAGAGAAAGACCAUCGACACGUCAGCGAAGUUAUUGCGGCAGGAGGCUACUUCUACACAAUAGUAGUGUAG
This is a messenger RNA of Corticium candelabrum, 1167 nucleotides long. RefSeq lists its product as uncharacterized. The record is from RefSeq and is a predicted model, not a curated record. NCBI's taxonomy places the organism in Eukaryota, Metazoa, Porifera, Homoscleromorpha, Homosclerophorida, Plakinidae. Bases 1 to 1167 code for a protein of 388 amino acids. The transcript has 9 exons.